Messenger RNA from Gadus macrocephalus (Pacific cod), 10266 nucleotides. Its product is annotated as protein phosphatase 1 regulatory subunit 29-like. Gene Ontology annotation, cellular component: plasma membrane. The transcript is spliced from 5 exons. Lineage: Eukaryota; Metazoa; Chordata; Actinopteri; Gadiformes; Gadidae. Gene Ontology annotation, molecular function: protein binding. The record is from RefSeq and is a predicted model, not a curated record. The coding region runs from base 434 to 3823 and encodes 1129 amino acids.
CAGGUUGCGUGGGAAGGCAGAGCACCGACAGACAUUGAACAUCAAGGUUCUCCUGAUUUCCUGUGAGGUCCCUCCCCCUCACCAUCGCCGGCAUCGACACUCCACCGUACAUGGACCAUGAAAAGUAGUUUCGGCUCCGCCAUCCAACGCCUGUCCACUUAGAACACCUAAAAUGGCGGCCAGAUGCCCCUCUAAACAGCCAGCUAAUCUCUAAUCACGCUGUGGAUACCCACUUCCUUUUUUUUACUGAACCGACUUUCCGGCCUACUGGAGGGUGUGUCUCUGCCUGACUCGCUGAUAAAGCUCCGCCCUCCGCUGGUGUACGGGCGAUUAAUUAGCCGGUCGUCGCCCCCAACCACCAACAACACCACCCCACCACUCCCACUUUGAGCUCUUUCAGGACAAGGGUCCCAGACAACCCUAAUUCUUCACAAUGGCCGGCAGAACCCAUCUCAGCUCCUUCUGCGCCUCCUCUCUUUCACCCUCCCUGCUCCUCUCGCUCCUGCUGUCGGCCCUGGUGCUCCUGCGGCUGCCCGGGUCGGUCCGGGGGGACUGCUGGCUCAUAGAGGGGGAUAAGGGGUACGUCUGGCUGGCUAUCUGCAGCCAGAACCAGCCUCCAUACGAGACCAUCCCCCAGCACAUCAACAACACGGUGCAUGACUUGCGUCUGAAUGAGAACAAGCUGAAGGCGGUGCUGUUCACCUCGAUGUACCGUUUCACCAACCUCACGGACCUCAACCUCACCAAGAAUGACAUCAACUACAUUGAGGACGGGGCCUUUGCCGGCCAGGCAAACCUUCAGGUGCUCCAGCUGGGAUACAACAAGCUGACCAACCUGAGCGAGGGCAUGCUGCGCGGCCUGGGCCGCAUGCAGUGCCUCUUCCUCCAGCACAACCUCAUCGAGGUCAUCGCCACCAACGCGUUCUGGGAGUGUCCGAGCCUCAGCAGCCUGGACCUGUCCUCCAACAAGCUGAGCCGCCUCGACCCGUCCACCUUCACCUCGCUCAACCGCCUCAUGGUGUGCGAGCUGGCGGGAAACCCGUUCCACUGUGGCUGCGAGCUCUACAGCUUCCUCACCUGGCUGGAGGCGUUCAACAACGUCACACACACCUACGACCGUCUCCAGUGCGAGACCCCUCGUGAGCUGCUCGGCUACCCGCUUUUGAGCCCCUUGCCCGGGCACGGGAGGAACGCCCGCUCCAUCCUCUCCACCACCUGCCGGGACGGUAUUUACAUCCCGGGGAUACCCUCCCUGGGCCCUGACAUGGACGGGUCAGGCGAGGGGUAUCAUAACCCGGACCAGGGUCUCUAUCACCAGCCCACAGCCACCUCCACCGCCGAACCCUUAAACAGCCACAAGAUCUCCAUCAAGCUGCAGAGUGUGUCCUUCUUCACAGCCUCGCUGCUGGUGCAGAUCCCCAAGCCCUUCAGCAAGAUGUACGUCCUGACGCAGUACAACCAGUCCUUUGUGGCCGACAUCAGGCCUCUGAAGAGCAGGAUGGAGGUGAUAAUACUGGACAAGCUCAACGCCCACACCAACUACACCAUCUGCGUGGCGUCCAUCAGCAAGUCCCAGCGCUACAACCACACCUGUGUGGCCUUCGCCACACGAGUGCUGGGCCUGGAGGACCUGGGCCCCAACCCGUCCACCACCACCCACUACAUCAUGACCAUCCUGGGCUGCCUGUUCGGCAUGGUGAUCGUGCUGGGUCUCGUCUACUACUGUCUCCGGCGGCGACGCAUGGCGGAGGAGAAGGAGAAAGCCAUCAGCGUGAAGAAGACCAUCCUUGAGAUGAGGUACGGUCCCGAGGCGGCAGCAGCAGUGUCUAACGACCCCGGGGCCGUCCAGCGUCUCCAGGACCAGACCCACCACCAGCACCACCACACCGCGGGGUCUGGGGGAAAGAUGACCCCAUCUGCCUCCUCCAGCACAGGCAUGCUCCACGGCUCAACCAACACCAGCUCCUCCCGUCUCUCCACCCUGCCUCAGGUGGAGAAAAUGGCCAGCGCCUUCAACGAGGCCAUCGGCAACAAGAACAACUACAUGGACGUGAGGACGGGCGCCGUGGCCGGUGAGGGCAGGGAGGGUGGGGUGAUGAGUGGGGGAGGAGAUGCGUUGGUGGACAUGUGCGGCCUGGGGGAGAACGGCUCCGACGGCAAGGAGGACUCGGACGACGACGGGCGCGGCUCGGCCUCUGAGAUCUCCACCAUCGCCAAGGAGGUGGACAAGGUCAACCAGAUCAUCAACAACUGCAUCGAUGCCCUGAAGCUGGACGCCUCGGCCAACGCCUCUGUGGCCACGUCUGACGCCAACAUCCCCGUCCCCAUGGCCCAGCCUCCUGCCUGCAUCACCUCUCUCCCCCGCGGCCUCCUUCCCCUCUCCCCUGGCCACCCGGCCGAUCUGAUCAUGUCCUCCUCCCCCAAGAUGCACUCCAAACCCCAUCCCCAAGCGCACCCCCAGACCCACAUCCAGCCGCACCCCCAGACCCACAUCCAGCCGCACCCCCAGACCCACAUCCAGCCACACCCCCAGACCCACAUCCAGCCGCACCCCCAGACCCACAUCCAGCCACACCCCCAGACCCACAUCCAGCCGCACCCCCAGACCCACAUCCAGCCACACCCCCAGACCCACAUCCAGCCACACCCCCAGACCCACAUCCAGCUGCACCCCCAGACCCACAUCCAGCCACACCCCCAGACCCACAUCCAGCCACACCCCCAGACCCACCUCCAGCUGCACCCCCAGACCCACAUCCAGCCGCACCCCCAGCUCCAUCCGCAGGCCCACCCUCCCUCCAUGGCACCGGUGCCCCUGGUCAUACCGCUGUCCGAGCGUCCAGGAAUCAGUGGUGGUGGCUUCCUCUCCCCACCCUACCGAGACCCUCCACCGGCCAACGCCGUGCGGCCCAUCCAGAGGCAGCUGAGUGCCGACCCCCCCACCACUGCUGGCAUGAAGAACCGGUGUGGUGUGCCCUCCGCAGGGGGCUCCAUGAGGAACGCUCCACGGGUGCUCAGCAUGGAUGUUCCCGAGCAGCGCAACCAGGAGAACCCGGGCAAGUACCCUGCGGAGGGGAAGGGCGGCGCUGCAGAAUGUGGCGGGGGAGCGGUGAUGGUGGGAAACGGAGGCGCCGGUGUGGGAGGUGUGGGAGGCAAUGGAAACGGUGGCGGGAAUGGCAGCGGCAACGGUGGGGUGCGAGUGAACGGUGGAGGAACGGCUUGUGGCAAUGGCAAUGGUGGUGGGGUCUUGGCAGGACCUGGGCAGCAGCAGCAUCAGCAGCAGCAUCAGCAGCAGCAGCAGCAGCAUCAGCAGCAGCAGCAGCAGCAGCAGCUGCUGCAGCAGCAGCAGCAGCAGCAGCAGCAUCAGCAGCAGCAACAGCAGCAGCAUCAGCAGCAGCAGCAUCAGCAACACCACCACCACCAUUUGGAGGUGCAGCCUGAACACCACAGCUCCGAGCACCGCCACUCCUUCCCCGCACUCUACUACGAGGGCCCCAACGACUCGCCCCUGCCCGUCCAGAAGGCCUCAUUCCUAAAGCCUUUGGGGCGCGCAAAGCGGGACACCUCAGCGGCCUACUCCCAGCUCUCGCCUGCUCGCCACCACAACUACAACUCAGGGUACUCCUCCAGCCCUGAGUACUCCUCUGAGACCACACUGAGGAUCUGGGAGCGCUUCAGGCCCUACAAGAAGAACCCCCGCGAGGAAGCGUCCUACAUAGCAGCGGGCCAUGCUCUGCGCAAAAAGGUGCAGUUCGCUAAAGAUGAGGAUCUCCACGACAUCUUGGACUACUGGAAAGGGGUGUCUGCCCAGCAGAAGUUGUAAUCUUCUCCAGCAGGAAUGGAAGAUGUUGGUGGGUGAGGAGGAGGAGGAGGAGGAGGAGGAGGAGGAGUAAAAGUGUGUCUUAAAGGUUUGACCGACAGAAGACUUGAGCUACAAGGAGAAAGCGUAUAGUGUGAAUAUAUAUGGAGGACAAAAUGGUUCGGGUUUUUAACAUUUUAAUGAAACAUGGGCGUUUUCUUAUACAUUCAAAUACAAUUCGGGAGGUGGUGUGUCGGGAAAUGGUGGCUCUGUACCAUGCCACACUGCCCAGCGAUAAGGGAACAAUAGGAACGGGUCUCCCUCUUGCUGAACACUCCUGGUGCUCGCAGGCUUCUGUGGGCUGGCUUCGUUUUCCUCUGAUGAUCCGACGGAGGUUGCUGACGAGCAGGUGUCCUGAUGCCUCAUUAGUCGGUCCACGGAAGCCGGGCUAUCUCACCAGAAACAGCCUCGUUCACAAGUUAAACCCCUUCCCUCACUUUCGCUCACUAAUCCUAUCAAGCCGCCAUUCAUACAAAAAAUAACAAUCAUUCCAGUGCUCAGGCAGCCCCUGCCCCAUCCUACUGAAGCGUCGUUUAGGGAGAUAAUGAGGUAUUAAGUGCGUUUGUUUUAGCAUAGCCUGAAUCGCUCUUCUUCGUGGGAGUGCAUUAAGGCAAAGGGGUAUUGUGCUGAUUAUUGUUGCUGGUAAUUAGCAAGAAAAAGGGUUCACUCAGAACAGGAUGUCUGAAAUGAUGCCAGAGAAAUGGCCCAGGGAAGUGAUCCUUUUGUUUCUAGGGGAAUACCAGGUAGAGAGCAUUAAUCAGCUGCUAGAAAUCCGACUACACAGCCAUGGGAAACAUUCUUGUUUCCCAUGGUGUGCAUUCUUGCGUAACUGAGUUGUGUAGCGGGGGAGAAUAGGGUUCGUUCUUGGUUUCAAAGCAGCCUGAGUUCAUAGGGGGGGGGGGGGUAUUUGCAUAAAGACAUAAUGUGGAACCAUAUCGACCUCCUUCCUGAUAAUUCAGUUAAUUUAUAGUAAUCCAUUUUCCUCCCCUAGACAUUUUUUUUUAUUGGGCAGCCUAUUUUCUUAUUUACAGAUAUGGCAUUUUCCCUUUUGACGAGAAGAAGCGACACGGGAUCAAUUUACAUUUUAAUAGAGUCAUCUGGAAGCGGCUCCUCUGGUUCUGUCUGUGUGAGGUGACGCAACAUCAGCUGCAAAAGCUAAAGCGGCGGCAGACAGUCACAUCAAGGAGAUAGAGGGGGUGGAGAACAGCUUGGGCGUCCACAGCAUCAUGGUUUGAAACAGAUAAGGCUUGGGGAAUGUUAUUCCAUUUCUAGGCCAAGAUGUAAUUAAACCCCAGCCAGAGAGUGGAGUGGGGCACUCUGCACUCCACUAAACACUGAGUUGAAAGCCAGAGAAAAAACAAGCCAACACAACAGUCACCGAGGAUCCCGAGGGCACCAAACAGCCUUGAUCCGGAGGGCCUUUGGUCCAGUGUUGUGGCGUACACUUUGUGGUCGAGGCGAUUGCAUGUGGAUCGGGCUGUGGUGUUGAAGGUCCUCAAAGAUUAGAAGAAAAUGUAGGGGGGGGGGGGGGGGGGGGGCGAGGAAAGGACAUUCAUAAUGAGCUCAUGUAUUCAUUUAACUGUGUUUCAACGACACUGUUUAUAUGAAGUUUGAGUUGAAUUAGAACCAAAAUGUAAAAGGAUCGAGGCUUGGUCAACGUCCGCUUGAAGUGGACGUUUCUCACCUCCCUGUCGUUUACUUUCUGGCUUGGACCAUGAUCACAAGUGUUGGAGGCAAAAUUGGCCACCUUCUUAAAAGGGGUGAUAUUAUGCCACCAGGUGUGAGUGGGAUUAGCCAUUACAAGCCAUUUGAAAAUCUGCCUUUUCCUUUUCCAUCAUACAUCUAGGUGGACACUCCCACUUGUGAUUUCAUUAAAACCCCAAACAGGGGUUUCAUUAAAACCCCAAACAGCUUGUAACUGCUAAUCAUCCUCACAGCGGAUCACCCCUUUAACUUCACCAAGUUAGUUUAGCAUUUAGGCUAGAAUACAAAAAGUCAGCCUCAGUUUUCUACUAUUCAUUACUCACACGAGUGUGUGCUUUAUCGCUCACCAUGUUCGACAGAUAUUAUUAUAUUCCCAAUAAAAUAUUAUGAUCCAAAAGUACAUCCAUAAAGUAAUUUGCUAUUGUUGUUUAUUGUGCCUCUGAGGUCUAGUGAGCACUCUCAUAUCAAUAUUCAUAAGAUUUCGAGUGUGAUUGAAACUAUACCUGGCUGCCCCAGCCUCAUCCUCUCCCUACCUUUACCCUCACACCCCCACCCGCCUCCCUGUUCUUACCGGGUGUGUCCCCUGUGUCUGGUCACUUCUAACCCUUCCUGGCAGGUACAACCCCCCUGUGACUUUUUACUUAACCACGAUUGUCAGGUUUUUCAGUUUGCAUUCCUGUUGCAUUUUGGGUUGGACCCAGGCCAAGGUGAACCGGUCCCAGAGAUACCACCCCUUCUGGCUGUUAGUCUGACAUCUUGAGCCUGAUGGAUUGGGAAAGACCAACCCCCCUGGCUUCUUGAGUCUGAUUGGUUGGGAUAGACCAGCCCUAGUCUCUAGGCCUAUGGCAAGGCCCGUCCCAUUCGAUCUUUCACCACAGGGCUAGUUCUCACCUUCUCUUUGAAACUGCAGUUUGGUCAAACAGGGGAGCUAGCAUGUUCUCUUCCAGCUAUCAGACAGACAGUCGUCUACAAUUAUUUGGUAGGAGUAUCUUUUUGGGCCGCGGAUAUUUUUUUCGGGUCAGAUUUUUCUCAAGCUCCUCCACGAGGUUGAGGUCCGCUGAGAGCUGUUCUUAAAAAGAUAAAAGCACUCAUGGUCCACGGCCAACCAACACAAGAGAAGAUAGCCCUCCAUGCUUCCUACUGUUGUUUUGAUCCAAGCUCUUGAAAGUAACGCGUGCACAAACCCCAAUGCCCCCGGUCUAGGUCGCUGAUACAGUCCACCGACCUCAAAGGCAGCUUCACACUCCCAACAUCUGAUCAACUCAACAGUCAGGGAAAAAGUUUAACUCCCUUUGCGGGCACUUAGCUGGAGAACCCUGGCUGACGUGUUAACCCUUUUUACACAUGUCAAAGAGCCUCAAUGCGGGGUUCAGAAGGCUGUAAAUCAGUUGUGGUUGUAUUCAGUAGCGCACCAGCACUACAGCAUGGAUGGAGGCUACAUCACAGGAAAGGUGGAUAUGUGCCCGCCAUGUCUAAGGCCUUUCAUUGUAUUGAAAACCACAGUUCUAUAUACAGUUAUUUUUAGGGUUAUUUCACAGUGCGAGUGGGAUUAUCGAAAAUAGAAAAACAGUACUUUCUUCUGUGUAAUGGUCAAUGGGGCAGCCUUUCCUUAUCCGCCUUACAGCCUGCAGUGAUGUUAGCACCAUGCUGGAAGCGCAUGUGAUAAAUGUCAGGUUGCAGGGGGUGACAAAGCAUUCGGAUUGCCCUCUUUCCUCUUCUUAUCUCUAGUGGCUGCAGUUGGUUUCGCUGUUAUCUGGUCCAAAUCCCUUUGGUUCGCCUUGCGUUCACUCCGUCAUCUGUAUGCGACACACUGAGGUGCGACGUGCCAUUGUGACCAAACCUCGUUCCUAAUCUUCAGUGUUUCACAUCAAAUAUUUCAAUUGUUUUAUAGUGGAUAUAUUAUCACUUACGGGAUAUUUUUGAGAUCUUCACGCCUACUUGUGAUGUUCCAAAAUGGUAAUUUCUGAAAUGGCGCAUCAGACCUGGGGCUGAAAUAGGGGGCGCUUUAAUGGCCGCAAAAAUUGGUUUACAGGAUGGUGGCAGAUUGGCUUAAGGGGAAAUAUAACAAACCUUUUCUAACUCUGACUUGAUGUUGUUGUAGACAAUACAACCAUCUUCCCCAAGGAGCACAUUGAUGCACAAAGUGAGGUUCCCCUGAGUGUUGGAAGACCUGGAAAAAUACUGUAAAACACAAAAUCGAUACAGAAAGUGUCAUAGCGGAGGGAGGCACAGCCAGGGUAAAAUAUAUUCUACAUAGAACACACAUACUGUGGUUUACACAGCUCUCUCUCUCUCUUUCUCUCACGGCUUUCUUCUAUGUAAAAUGAGGGCCAUCCGCCCGGGGCUGCGGAGAGGUGUCGUCUUGUAAUUCUAGAUUCUCACUGACGGCGCAAUCUAACCGCAAACUCAAGAACACUGCCCUUGUGAACUAACUACUGUUCCCUCUUUAGUGUAGCGGUAACUGUGACUCCCAAUUCACUCCCCACAAUGUGAAUUGUCAAUGUCAGUCCAGGGUAGCGUGUGUUGACUUCAUCCCCAAGACAUCUGCUUAUGCGCUACAAUUUUUUUUGCUUUGGGUUGUUACAUUUUUUUAAACAAUAUUAUUCCUUUCAUAAGAAUUUAUGUGAUUUUCAUAGAAACAGGUCUGUUAUUGGGUAAUGCUAUUCCUUGUCAGUCCGUUGAACAUCAGCUCAUGUCAUCAAAUCCGUAAGCCUAGCUUCUAUGCUAGGUUUUAGCUAUUAAGCAGGCAUUAACUGCACUAAUCUCUGCCGCUUCGAGCUCCCCUCCACAGAGCUUGACAGGGAAUGAGUCCCCUGGCGCCUCAUAGCAAUUGUGCUAGGCUGUGCCCUUUAGCGCUAAACUUGGGUAGAAGCAACCGUUUUAACUGUUCCAGGCCUUACAGCUGGGAAGGAGAACUGGGCGACUGGCUUUGGGGAUUCAGAAGAUGACCUCUGCUGCUGUUGACAUGGAGUUUUAAGACUUAGUUGAUUGAUUAGGCUGGAUUUACUGAUCAACUGAUCACUUGAUUGAUUGACUUACUGUGUGCCCUUGUGAAACCUACAAACACACACACACACACACACACACACACACACACACACACACACACACAAACAAACACACGCGCAUGCUCAAACGAGGGACAGUCGCUACCGGAGGCCAACUGUGAAAACACACACACACACACACACACAAACAUACACACACACACACACAAACAAACAUACACACACAGACUAAUGUAGAGACUAAGUAAAUAAAUAUAAAAAUGUACGUGUUUGAAUAGAGUAUAGUUAUAACGUCAUAUGGACAUACAUACUGAGAACCUACACAGGCACAAGAAGACACAACCACAGGUGUCUUUUCAAAUGCACAAAGAUACACAGACACGAUCACACCUUCACACACACAUACACACACACACACACACACACACACACACACACACACACACACACACACACACACACACACACACACACACACACACACACACACAGCACCCACUUGCCAGAUGUACACCUACCUACACAACAUAUGGACAGAAUCUUUCUAUUCUACGUUUACAGACACAAAUGGUCGUAUAUUCAAGUGCCAAAAACGGCGAGUUACACUGAGUGGGAGGAGAAGGAGGAGUAAGAGGAGUAGGAGGAGGAGAAGGAGGUGGACCAAGAACCAAACCUCAGUAGAAAAGAUCUCUUGUCCUGUGAUUUAUAUGUUAUAUCAACGCCUUGGUUACAAUCAAUGCAUUCUUUCUUCUUCUGUGCUGUUUUUAUUGUGUUAUUUGAAUGAUCUGUUGUGGUGAAGAAGGUCAAUGUUAAUGAACUGAUAGAGGGGGAGGGGAGGGGGGGGGCACAGGUUCCAGUGUCUCGUAUAUUCCUCUGAUCUGUCUCCAUGGUAACAAGGGCACCCCAGCAUCUAGGGUGGCUAAAGUGUGCCAAGAUACCACAUUACCCCCAAACAUCAUCUUAUGAAAAUCAUAUAUAUUGAAAUGUGUGGGUGUGGUGCAUGUACUGCUUUAAUCUCAACAAAGGGAAAUACACUUAUAUUUUAUCAACACUGUGACAAACAUGAAGGUCAUUCAUAGACACUGUCUUUUUUUAAAUUUAAAUAGUUAAAUACACUUCCAGAUCAAUGGUAGUCAGAGCUAGGCUAGUGUCAACUCUGGCCUUUCCAACCCCAUGUUCCCCAGUGUCUCUCUUAGAGACAGCAAAGCAACCAUUUUAGUAGUCCAGACCAAGCGAUUUACAUUGUCUCAUCAUUGUGUGUCAGUGUGUGUGUGUGUGUGUGUGUGUGUGUGUGUGUGUGUGUGUGUGUGUGUGUGUGUGUGUGUGUGUGUGUGUGUGUGUGUGUCUGUGUUCCUUUGUGUGUUUACGUUCUCUGUCUGGAGCUGUUUUGCAUUUAAAGACAUUUUUGAACAUCGAUUGUAAAUCUGAAGGCUGUGUGUGUGUGAGGCUGUGUGUGGGUGUAUGUUUUAGAGAGAAUUUGUGCUGUGUGUGUGUGUGUGUGUGUGUGUGUGUGUGUGUGUGUGUGUGUGUGUGUGUGUGUGUGUGUGUGUGUGUGUGUGUGUGUGUGUGUGUGUGUGUCACACACCCAUGCACACACACACACACACACACACACACACACACACACACACACACACACACACACACACACACACACACACACACACACACACACACACACACACACACACAAAA